Callorhinchus milii (elephant shark) is the source of this 2835-nucleotide messenger RNA. RefSeq names its product FYVE, RhoGEF and PH domain-containing protein 3. Gene Ontology annotation, cellular component: cytoplasm. Gene Ontology annotation, biological process: cytoskeleton organization; filopodium assembly. Lineage: Eukaryota; Metazoa; Chordata; Chondrichthyes; Chimaeriformes; Callorhinchidae. The record is from RefSeq and is a predicted model, not a curated record. Gene Ontology annotation, molecular function: metal ion binding; guanyl-nucleotide exchange factor activity. Bases 1 to 2781 code for a protein of 926 amino acids. The transcript has 19 exons.
AUGGCGGUGGACCGCGCGGCUCUGGUGCGCGGCUUCUCCCCCUCUCUCAGUGCGGCCCCGGACAGCCCGGGGGGGGGGGGCACCGGGGGACCACCAGCGGCAGCACCGGGACCCGGUUACCCCAGAGGUCCACCACAAGUCCACCGCAAAUCUAGCCCAACCUUGGAGUUCAGGGACCUCAGUUCUGGACCAUGCAUUCAACCAGCAGGAAGAACGCCAGCCCACAACUCAGCAGCUGUGAGGAAAGCUACACCCCAGAAACCACAAGUACCUCCUAAGCCCCUCCACCUUCAGAGCCUGUGCCAAGAGGGAGUGUUCCAGCUCAUCCCGCCAGCCCCGACCAGGCCCUUACCAGCUGACCCCAGACCUGCCAACUCUGCCAAGACCGAGAUCAAAGGAGAGCCAGCCUUGCCCUGUGUCUCCUUGCUCAUCGAGAGGUUUGAAAGCGUCAGGAAGCCGAGCCUCGAGGUUGCGGGCAGAAACCAGUUGAAUUUGACGCUGAGAAUGGAGCCCUCGGCGCAGGGCUCCUCCGAGUGCGUCCCUCCCGAUUCCGAGCCAGAGCCGGAGCCGUCGGAAUCUGCGGAGGUUCCCAGCGGUGAGGAGGAGGCGGGCGCCAGCCAGGCCGAGGUCAGCAUGGACGUGAGCGAGCACUCCAAGUCCAACCUGGUCACCAUGAAGGACCUGCCGGAGAGCGAGCGCAAGGAGAGCCACUGCGUCUCCGUCAGCACGGACGGCGAGACUGGCAACCGGGCCGAGGACGGCGAGUCCAGCCUGGAGCAGAACGGAAAGAUCCCAAACCGGGACAGCGGCAUCGACAGCCCCUCAUGCAGCGGGGACGGAGAGGGCUUCCCCAACGAAGAAGGGGUGGCGGAGGACAAGAAGGGCUCGCGCCCUGGCACCGAGAGCGAGACCGACAUGGAGGCGAAGCCGGAGACCCAACCCAAACGCGACUCGACCCAGGAGGAAGACGACAGCGACAUGGACGACGGCAGCAGCGAGGAGAACGAGCCGCCCGAACUGCCCAAGGCCGAGCAGCCGGAAGCCACCAAGUGCACAGAACCCCAGAAAUUGUUCAACAUCGCCAACGAGCUUCUUCACACAGAGGAAGCCUAUGUGAAGAGGCUUCACCUCCUGGAUCAGGUGUUUUGCACAAAGUUGAACGAAGCUGGCAUUCAGCACGAUGUCAUCACCGGCAUCUUCUCCAACAUCUCGUCCAUCUACCGCUUCCAUGACCAGUUCCUGCUGCCGGAGAUAAAGACGAGGAUCACAGAGGAAUGGGACAAGAACCCUCGGAUCGGCGACAUUCUCCAGAAGCUGGCCCCUUUCCUCAAGAUGUACGGGGAGUACGUGAAGAACUUUGACCGGGCGAUGGACCUGGUCAACUCCUGCACCCAGAGGUCAUCGCAGUUCAAAUCCGUCAUCCAGAGCAUUCAGAAGCAAGACGUUUGCGGCAACUUGACUUUGCAACAUCACAUGUUGGAGCCAGUGCAGAGAAUUCCCCGAUACGAGCUGCUCCUGAAAGAUUACUUGAAGAAAUUGCCUGGAGACUCCUUGGACAGGAAGGACGCAGAGAAGUCGCUGGAGCUCAUUUCAACGGCCGCCAACCAUUCCAACGUAGCAAUUAGAAAGAUGGAAAAGAUGCACAAACUGCUGGAGGUGUACGAGAGGCUAGGGGGAGAGGCGGACAUUGUGAACCCGGCCAACGAACUUAUAAAAGAAGGGCAGAUCCAAAAACUAUCGGCGAAAAAUGGUUCUGCACAAGACCGUUAUCUCUUCGUGUUCAACAACAUGGUUCUGUACUGCGUGCCGAAACUCCGGCUGAUGGGGCAGAAGUUCAGUGUGAGGGAGAGGAUUGACAUAGCAGGCAUGCAGGUGCAAGAAAUUGGCAAGCAGAGCGCGACUCACACCUUCACAAUAACAGGGAAGCAGAGAUCUUUAGAACUUCAGGCCAGGACUGAGGAGGAAAAGAAAGGUUGGAUUCAGGUUAUCCAAGGUACCAUUGAGAAGCACAAACAGAACAGCGAGACGUUCAACAAGGCGUUCAACAGCUCUUUCUCCAGAGACGAGGAGAACCCUCCAGAUUCCCCUGGCCCAGGAGCCACCUGUUCUGGUGAAUCUACAGCAGGAGGAGACUUCUCCAGUCAAUCAUUGAUGGAUUCAGGCAAAAGAGCUUCAAAAGUGAAACGGGACAAGGAGAAGCAAUCGUGCAAGAGCUGCAGUGAGACGUUCAAUUCAAUCACCAAACGUCGCCAUCACUGCAAGCAGUGUAACGCUGUUAUUUGCGGUAAAUGUUCAGAAUUCAAGCCUCUGGCAGACAACAGUCGGCAUAACCGGGUGUGUAAGGAGUGCUUUGGGUUACCACCCCUGGCCCCUCCGACCUCAGGAGCCGAGAACACAACAGACCAGAAGAAAAAAUCCACGAUGGAGAGGCCAGACUCGUUGAUCAGUGACAACAGUGUUUUAUGCAACCACUUAAGUUUUAUGGAAAAGGGGAAAACCUGGAGCAAGGCGUGGGUAGCCAUUCCCAAAAGUGAUCCCUUGGUAUUGUAUUUGCACAUAGGAAGUCAGACCCAGGAGGGAAAGAACGUACGCACCAUCCCUCUGCCAGGCUAUGAGGUUCACCCGGUCAACGCUGGAGACGCAAUGGACAAGAAACAUGCUUUCAAACUCAGUCAAUCCCAGCAAACCUUUUAUUUCGCUGCCGAGGAUGAGGAGCUUCAGAGGAAGUGGAUAGAUGUGGCCUCCAAAGCUGCCAAGGGAGAAGAUUCGAUCGAGAACUGAGUAUAAAACAAAAAACACUGAAUAGCCGCAAUUUUUUGGGGGGGAGCAGACAGG